Sander lucioperca (pikeperch) is the source of this 6164-nucleotide messenger RNA. It is a transcript of the gene axin1, whose product is annotated as axin 1. The record is from RefSeq and is a predicted model, not a curated record. Bases 569 to 3115 code for a protein of 848 amino acids. Gene Ontology annotation, biological process: negative regulation of canonical Wnt signaling pathway. The transcript is spliced from 12 exons. NCBI's taxonomy places the organism in Eukaryota, Metazoa, Chordata, Actinopteri, Perciformes, Percidae.
ACAACAGCCAAUGCAGCAUGUUCAAGCUGGCCCCCUACUGGGCGGCCCAUGAGCCUGUCGAUAUGGUGGUUUGAUGUUGGAUGGAAAAUAAGAACCCCCCACAACAAACAGACAGGGCUGGAACAGAGAGACUGGAACAGAGAAAGAGAGGGUAGAAAGGGAAGAACCAUCGACAGAUGGACUCUGUUGUGAUUAAAGAUGGCGACAGUCUUUACUGCAGACUACGAAGGACUAUACUCGAUCCAUAGAAAAGCGGUGGGAGUAGUCUGCGAUUCAACACAACAAAACCAAGAACGACACAAUAAGGAACAAAUGGAUGGAAAAGACAAUCUAUUAUGGCGACAUUCUGCUUUGGCCAGGCCUUCUCGGGUCAAGGUGAUGAGAGUGAUGCUACCAUUACUGCAGCCCGAUGUGUUAAAUAAUCGUGCAAUGGAAUUCUCAGUAAAUGGAUGUACUGCUGGAGGAUGUGUGAGGAAGACAAUUAAACUCAAGGAGUUUUUUUGCAGUGGCAUAAGUAGAGGUCUGGAUCUACUAGUUGUGCAGUGUGGGCUCUACGGGGACGUGGUUUAUGGAUGCUGGGACUAUGAGCAUAAGCGACAAAAGGGACUACUUAGCAGACCUGGGAGGCAGCUUCACUGAGGAUGCUCCGAGACCUCCAGUCCCAGGGGAAGAAGGUGAGCUGGUGUGCAGUGACGGACGCCAGUACAGCAACCUCGGCUUUUCCUCAAAGAACGAGAGCCUCAAAUGUGAGGCGUCUGUGGCUACACCCAGGCGACCUGACUUGGACCUGGGUUAUGAGCCGGAGGGAAGUGCUUCCCCUACACCACCCUACUUAAAGUGGGCAGACUCUCUUCACUCCCUCCUGGAUGAUCAAGAUGGCAUCCAUCUGUUUAGGACGUUCCUCAAGCAGGAGGGGUAUGCAGAUAUGUUGGACUUCUGGUUUGCGUGCAGUGGCUUCCGCAAACUUGAAGCUAAUGAGGGUAAUGAGGAGAAGAAGGUCAAACUGGCAAAAGCUAUCUAUAAGAAAUACAUCCUGGACAACAAUGGGAUUGUUUCCCGACAGAUUAAACCAGCUACCAAGUCCUUCAUCAAAGACUGUGUCAUGAAGCUUCACAUUGAUCCUGCAAUGUUUGACCAGGCUCAGACUGAGAUACAGACUAUGAUGGAGGAGAACACCUAUCCCUUAUUUCUUAAGUCUGACAUAUAUUUGGAAUAUACACGGACAGGAGGAGAAAGCCCUAAACUGUACAGCGAUCAGAGCUCUGUUUCUGGGAAUGGAAAGGGGCUGUCCGGUUAUUUACCGACUUUAAACGAGGAUGAGGAAUGGAGAUGUGACCAGGAGCCGGAGGAGCAGCCCGAGUGUGACCCCACACCGAGCAACCGGCUCACUCAGAAGCUGCUAAUGGAGACGGCACCACAUCGUGUUGCCAACAGCGCGAGAUUCCAGGACAGUCACGAGUACAGGCAUGCACCAUGUCGGGAGCCCAUCAACCCGUACUAUGUCAACACUGGUUAUGCUGUGGCUCCUGCCACCAGCGCCAAUGAUAGUGAGCAGCAGAGUAUGUCCAGCGACACAGACACGAUUUCCCUUACCGACAGCAGUGUAGAUGGGGUUCCACCCUACAGAUACCGCAAACAGCAUCGCCGGGAGAUGCACGAAAGUGCCAAAGCAAAUGGGCGAGUGCCACUACCUCAUAUUCCACGCACAAACCGGAUUCCAAAGGAUAUACAUGUGGAGCCGGAAAGGUUUGCUGCAGAGUUGAUCAACAGACUGGAGGGCGUACUGAGGGAGAGGGAGGCUCAAGAGAAGCUAGAAGAGCGACUGAAGAGAGUGCGAUUGGAAGAGGAAGGUGAUGAAGUCAUGUCCACAGCCACAGCAUUAUCCAGUCACAGGUUCCCCCCUGGUGCUUAUCUGCAGAAUUACAACUCGCGCUAUGCUGACAACACCUACAGCGGUCUUAUGCUGAGAGAUGCUCAUGAGGAGAACCCCGAGAGCAUCCUGGACGACCACGUCCAGCGGGUCAUGAAGACACCCGGGUGCCAGUCACCAGGCACAGGCCGUCACUCUCCCAAGUCACGCUCACCAGACGCUGUCCCAGGGGGCAAAGGGACAGGACUUGGAACGGCACAGGUUAAACAUUCAUCCAGGCACGGUCUCAAGGGAGACACCAGCCACCUGUACCACCACAAACAUGCGCACCACAUCCACCACGCAGGCGUCGGCAAGCCCAAAGAGCAGGCAGAAGCUGAGGCGGCCGUUCGUGUACACAGCAACUUUCCAUGGAGCACAGAGACAAGUCAUUAUGGAUCAAAGUCUCGCACCUACGCAGAUGGCAUGGGAUCCAACCUCAUGGAGCAUACAGGGUAUAGUAGCAAAGGUGGCACACAGUUUAAAAGGGCGUUCAAGAAAGGUGAGGAAGUGCGGCUUCAUGACAUGCCAGCGCCUGCAGAGGAGAUGGAGAAAAACCAGAAGAUCCUAUUGUGGCUGAUGGAAGGACAGAAAGAAAUGGUUCAACAUAGAAGGAGCCCAUAUGGGAGUACCGCUGUGUCCAAGAGGACCACAGGCCAUGAGGCCCAACUGCGGAACAACGUGCAGCCGUCUCACCCUUUCAUCCAGGAUCCCACCAUGCCCCCAAAUCCAGCUCCCAGCCCCCUCAUCCAGCUGGAGGAGGUGCGCCGACGGCUUGAGGAGGAGAAGAUCAAGUCUGGAACUGUACAACUUAAGCAAAGGUAUGUGAUGGAGGUAAUCCAGAGGGGUCGCACUGCAGUCAGGCCUGCACUGUUCCCUCCGCUCAGCGUGGUGCCCGCCGUCUCGGACAUCGAGCUCUCCCAGCCCGAACACAAAGCCACUAAAAAGCAGCCAUGUGAAAACAUUACGGUGGCGUAUUACUUCUGUGAGGAGCUGAUACCGUACAGGACGUCUGUCAAAGGGAGGGUCGUCACUCUGCGCCAGUUCACAGAACUGCUAACAAAGAAAGGAAAUUACAGGUAUUAUUUCAAGAAGGUAAGCGACGAGUUUGACUGUGGGGUGGUGUUUGAAGAGGUACGUGAAGAUGAUGCUAUCUUGCCCAUCUUUGAGGAGAAGAUUAUCGGGAAAGUCGAAAAAAUUGAUUGAAGGUCAUGUUGAAGAGGAAGGAGUCCAAAAGGGGCAUCGUGUGAUGGACCGAGGAGCGAUUGGAUGGUGAAGUGGAAGUGUUUUAGGAUUGAGACCGGUGGAGCGCAGAAGAAAGUGAUACAGUAGAAGUGGAUCUAAAGUUGAAGAGCAAAGCAGUGUUCACAGAGGACCGCUCGUGACUUUUGAGGCUCGGUAGCACCACUGCAGUGACACUGGACUAGAAGAAAAAAAAGACCUCAUUCACUUCUUUGAAGUGUAAUGUAGUAUUGUUAAGUUUACUAGAUAAAUUCAGAACAAAAGUGCUACUAAAGCUUCAUAUUUUUGAUAUGAUGUAUCAGAGGAUGUCCUUUCUAAAGUAACCGCACUUGUCAUUUUUAUGUAUUGGUACCAGAUGUGUACAGUUUGCGUUAAAAGAUAACAACAUUUUAUACAUAUUUAAGUAUUUAAAAUGCUCAUUUUCAAUCAAUUUCCGCCCCUGUUGAAGACGAUCAAAAUCCUUUUUAGGGCUGAUUUUUUUUUUUCAUUGUACGAGCCCUCUGGACUCUAAUAUUUGUGCUCUUCUUUGUGCUUUUAACACAUCACUUACCAGUACUUUAUUUUGUGGUAUUCAGUUAGGCUGCACUUUCAUUGUAUUAUAUACCACUGACUAUGUCUCACUGUAGGCUGCAACAUGAAUUUCUGAGUGACCAGAUCAAUGGAAACCCUGUUCAGUGUGCUGCAAUCCAGCACAACAGCCCAAUGUUUUAGGCCAUUUUUGACACUGCUGGAGAGAAUUUAUGGCCUUUUUUUAGGCUCAAACUUUGUGGUGGUGUUGUUAUAUUGAUAUAAGAAACAUGUUUCAUAAAGUUAUUAUUUAUUGUAGGGCUGUUUUAUUGGGUUGCAUUACUGAAUGUUGUACAGGGUGUUUUAUUUUUCUGGUAAUUUGGUGUAUACUGCAGUACUGUACAUACUUCUGCUGCAUUGCUUUUACUCAACCCAGUUGAAGUUUUAAGACGAGGCCUAACAAAAUAACACAGUAGCUGCAAUAAUACUGUAAAAAAAAAAAAUAUGAUUGGAAAGCUAAGGUGAAUAUCUAUGCAAGUUGGUCCCCCAAAUCCCAAAACUACAUUGGGCAUUAAUAUUAAUUAACACAGUAAAUAACUUAGUGUAAAUGUUUAGAACAAUUAUAGGCUACCCGUAAGAACAGUCAGGCUAUUAAAAGCAUUUGUUUAGAUGGUACUUCAGUCAAUUCAUCAGGCUGAAAUUUCAGUUGGGUAGAGGCUAACAAGCUUUUGUAAAGGUUUAACCAUUCUGAUGAUGAAUUCUGAUUGUGGAUGAGUAAAAAAAAGAAAUUAGUCCCUGUUUAUGAACAUUUGGAAAACAAUUAUUCUUGGAGGCCAGUAGGCGGAUUUUCUUUUUAAUUAUUUCCAGUGUAACACUGAAUGACAUGGUUUGGGGUUCAGUUUCUGAAGUCAAGUUCUGCCUUCAGCUUUCGAGGUUAAUGUUGUUCAUGAAACAGAAGUGUUGCCACCUGUAGACUUGCACAUUCAGGGUCAAGCCUGCAGUGCAGAGGCUCCUUGGACCUGUUCAACGGAGAUCAUAUCACAGCAUUUGAAUAAGAAGGCCAGUGAAUGCCAUUAGGAUACUAUCAAAUGUUGAUAAUGUUUGUGCAAUGAAGAUCACUGAAAUAUGCGUUUACUUUGUUUGUUUUUUUUCAGGUUCGUACUUGUUCAUUUCUGUGAACCCCAAGACUUACAGUACCAUCUCAAACUUUUAAUCUCUUUUUAGUUGAUCUAUCAGAAAGGGGCUGAUCUCUAAUCUGUAGCCUUCUCUAGCUUACCACAGCUACAUCUUGUGCCUGGCAGGAAUUAAUUAUUAGUGCAAAUGAUCUACUUUUGAUAGAUCACGUUACGCCAAAGAGAAAACAAAGUAGAUGGUAGGUACUAGGCACGCUCUUGAUAUAUUGACUUAUUAAUUCUUUUAUAUUAAAACAGUGAAGCUCUUGUAUGGAAGACCAGAAUGUUCUUUGCAAUAGACAAGGUGUGUAUGAUUGCAGUUUUCUGAUGUGUCUUGUCAUGAACAUCAGCUUUGAAAGCAGCACAUUCAUAUGGAACACUUCAUGAAGCUUGCAGGACAUUUAGACCUUUUAUUAUUAUUAUUGCAACACUGAAAUGCCAUUUGUGUUUCCUGUCCCCUCUGUUUGGCAGUGUGAAUGAAACUUUUGCACUGGAAUAGCACAAACUAAGAUGAAACCACAAAUCAUGCUGGGGAAGCAUCAUGACAUUAAGAUUCAAGGCCACUAGGUUUUUGUUCUUUUCUGUACCUCUUCAUUGUGCUGGAGUCCAUGUUUUUUUUUGUUUUUUUUUUAUAUAUAUAAUUGUGAUAUAAUAAAAGCCCUUUUGUUAUGAAAUAAUAAGCAGAAGGACAAGUGGACCUUGAAACCAGAGUGCUGUAUUGUUUGUGUCGUUGCAUAGAAACCCAGCGUAAGGAAUAUCUCCUUUUUUUGAAAUGCUGUUUGCCUUUUUUUAGAUUUCUAACUUAAAUCAGUUUAACUUCCAAUAUAUUUACUGCAUUUGCCUCUAGUGGUCCUUUUGUCUGUUAAAUUAUACGUUUGAGUACAUGAUCAAGUUAAAUGCUAUAAGUAUUAUCUUGAUUUUCAUUGUUUAUUUCUUUUGAAAUAUAAAGUAUCAGAUAUGUUAUGCUUCUUACCGUGAAAGCCCUUAAAGUAAACUUCCCUUAUUAAAGAUCAAUGAAAUGUAUAUAAUAAACAUCUCAGUGCCUUUAUUACUAUGCUAAUGAUGUCUGCUGUGUGAUUUUUAGACAUAUGUGGGGACAUAAAUACCAGGGAUUUGCUUUAUAUUUUUGUUAAGACUUUUAUUUUAUUUUGUCUCACUUGUUUAAUGUGUUUCACUAUUCCACCUUUUUCUAUGUAAAUAUGUACAACUUAAAUGUGUCAUCAACCAGCAGCCCAGUCAGCACAUUCAGUGUUUCUUUUCACUAACUAGCAUGGUUACCAUUUAAAAGUACCUGGACAAUAAAUACAUGCAAUAAACCAGCGCUUGAGUUCUGA